Aspergillus nidulans FGSC A4 is the source of this 159-nucleotide messenger RNA. RefSeq lists its product as uncharacterized. The record is from RefSeq and is a predicted model, not a curated record. The transcript is spliced from 2 exons. The coding region runs from base 1 to 159 and encodes 52 amino acids. NCBI's taxonomy places the organism in Eukaryota, Fungi, Ascomycota, Eurotiomycetes, Eurotiales, Aspergillaceae.
AUGAGUAUGCAUGCGGGAUGGAUUAGACAAAGGGGCCAAAAUAGAUUAGCCAAGGCAGAGACUCAGAAGCUAAGUCAGACUAAGCUUCACUAUAGUAGCACAGCCGACUCUACUGGACCUGCUUCUAGGGCGCAGUACAGUAGGAUGACAGAAGUUUGA